Apis mellifera (honey bee) is the source of this 2026-nucleotide messenger RNA. It is a transcript of the gene mRpS22, whose product is annotated as 28S ribosomal protein S22, mitochondrial. The record is from RefSeq and is a predicted model, not a curated record. The transcript is spliced from 3 exons. The coding region runs from base 148 to 1182 and encodes 344 amino acids. Gene Ontology annotation, cellular component: mitochondrial small ribosomal subunit. Gene Ontology annotation, molecular function: structural constituent of ribosome. Lineage: Eukaryota; Metazoa; Arthropoda; Insecta; Hymenoptera; Apidae.
UUUGCUGGCAACCAAAUUUCUUUAUCCCUAUACUGAUACGAUUGCCAACUUAAAUAUAUUUACUAGUUCGUAAUAUAGUUAUAUAGUUGAAUCUAUUAAUAUAAAAUUUUUAGAUUAAGUCAGUAUGAUGAUGUGAGGUUAAAACGAAUGAUCGAAAUGAUGCGUAGUCGAAUAAAUGCCAUUUUAAGACAUUUUUAUAAACAAUCAACUUGGAAUUAUCGUUUGUGUUCAACAGUUCCACAAACAACGGAUGACAGGGAUCCUGCACCUUUAUUUUUCGAUCAACAUGUACAAGAAUUAUUAUUUACUUUAACACGUAUAAACUAUGAGAAAAUUUUCUCAAAACACAUAGAUGGAAAACCGCUGAAAAAUGCGCAAUAUAAAUUUAUGACUGAUAAGGAAUUACAAGAAGCAAGAUCACAAAUAAUAGUAAAAGCAAAAAAUCGGAUACAGAUGCCACCUGUAAUAAAAAUGAGAGUGGAUAAAUGUGAAAUACUAUCUAAAGAUCCUGCUUUGCAAGGUUUUGAAACGAGUAAUUUCAUAUUUACCGAUAUAUCUUUUGGAACCAAUAACAGGAAAAGAUUAAUCGUUGUUCGAGAUACAAAUGGUACAUUGAGACAUGCAAAUAACGAUGAGAGGCAUAGAAUGAACCAAAUUUAUUUCCCUAUAGAAGGUAGAGAAAUACAUACACCAGAGAUGUUCAACAAUCCAUACUUGAGUGAUCUAUUGGAUAGAAAAGAAUUUGAAUUUGUUCUGGAUCGAGCGUGCUUACAAUUUGAAUUGGAUGAUCCAAACUACCACAGAGUCACGAAAGAUGUAUACUCUUAUAUAAAUAAAUUUAAAAAAUUCGAUGCCUUGCGAUCUACAAGGCAUUUUGGUCCAUUAGCAUUUUAUCUUGUUUGGAACGAUGAUAUACACUCGUUAUUGAUGGAUGUAAUAGAAAGCGGAAACAUAGAAGAAGCAGGAGCUUUGAUACGACUUUAUCAUUUAGUUUAUCCCGAAAUUGAAUCUGCAAAAGAACCAAUAGAGGAUGAUGUAGAGUUAAUCAAAACGUAUGCAAGAUUGAACUCGCCGAAUCGAUACGAAUUAACGUGCGCUAUAGAAAAAUACGAAAAAUUGGAGGAGGAAAAACAGGAAAUAGAUAUAGGCAUAAAGAAAGCGCAUGGGCUAAUCAAAGAAUAAAAAUAGAAACCAAAAACCGAAAACAACCGUGAACAACCGUUCGAGUUCACCACUAGAUCAACCUCUGUUGCUUUUUAUUUUGUACAAAUUUUUUUCUAUUACGAAUAAAUAAAAUCGUCAUACAAUCAUAAUAUGCUUUCGAUGAUUAUUAAUCGAUUAUUUUAUUACGUGAUAGUUACUUACAAACAUUUACAAAUGUAACAAGUCAAUUCGAUUUGGCGUACAAGAUCGUCGGAAAACAUUAUAUAUCGAUUAUUGGCUAAUUGUUUUUUUGGAAAUAACUGAAUCGAUUCGGGUCCCGCUUUACGUCUCGCGGUCGAAAGGUGUGUGGCCAAUUUCACACCUAUCGAGGGAGGAAUUAUUGCCUGGUGGAUCGUGGAUUAUGGAUCGUGAAUCAUGGAAGAUAUGAAUAAUGAGAUGUGAUUUGAUUACGUAAAAUUACGUAAAACGCAUACUUUUGUCGGAAAAUAAAAAUCGACGAACAAAAGAGGAAGAGUGGAGAAAGGAAGAGGUUAUCAAACAAAAUAGUACGCGUUAAGAGAAAGCAGCUUUGUACAAAUUGCAAAUUAUGCGAUUGGAUAUUGCGUGUAAGUACCUACUGUUGUGAAUGGAACAAUAUACAAGUUCGAUUUCAAACAUUCGAACGAGAAGUGCUUGUUCGUUGGGAUUGUGUACCGUCUUGAUCGUUUAAUGCUUUGAUAAACACUCGCAACUGAAUACUGUAAUCGAUCGUUAUUAUCCAUAUCUUACUCAUAUUAUUCUUAUCGUUAUAUGUAUAUUAAUAAUUAUUACUUCCAUAUAGAUGUAUUUCAUGGUGUAUAGAAAAUAAAUAAGAACACGAUUA